AUGGCUAUGCCCAGAACUCGCUCGGGGCGAUCCACCUCGCUCCAUGACUCGGACAGUAGACUCUAUGAGUCGGAGAAGAUUGACGCCCUCGAAUGGACAAAGAUCGAACGUGUUUCUAGGUCUGUUCCACUAGGUGUACUUCAAUUCUUGCUCGAAGCCGAACAGGUCAUAGUAGAGGGAUAUGGUGUUGUCCUCGUUAAUACUGAUGAGGCUGGUACCUUGUUCGUGACAAAUUUUCGUCUUCUUUUUUUGGUAGCAGUGAAAAGCGCUCAAGUUUUACGUGCUUUUGGUUCUCCAAAAAAAAAUGUUACUGUUGGAAUUCAGAAUUAG
Ilex paraguariensis (yerba mate) is the source of this 330-nucleotide messenger RNA. NCBI's taxonomy places the organism in Eukaryota, Viridiplantae, Streptophyta, Magnoliopsida, Aquifoliales, Aquifoliaceae. The record is from the annotation of a GenBank genome assembly.